GAAUCUGUUAGACAGUACAGUCUUCAUCACCUCCCAACUGACAAUACAACAACCGAUCCAGUCAUAAUGACUUCCCCUGUGACUUUCUUGCUCGUAGCAACCCUUGCAGUAGCUUUAGCUGCUCCCUCUGGCCUCUGGGCUGGUCAUGGAGUCGCUCUUGGAGGUCCAGUUCUUGGGCCUUCCGCUCUCGCUGGCCCAAUUCUUGGACCAACAUCUCAGGCAGGACCUCAAGUUGGACCUGCAAAAAUUUCUGGUGCUGUUGAUGGUGGCGCUGUGGUCACUGGAUCCGUUCAAGGCCCAUCUGUCGUUUCCGGCAGUGUAACUGGUGGAACUGCAGUUACUGGCUGGGGUGCACCUUGGGGUGCUGUGGGUACAGGUCUUGGUCAUGGAGGUUGGGGAGCUCCCUGGGGAGUAGGUCUCGGAGGACCAGUUGUUGUUGCUGGACCAGCUGGCCAUAUCACCUCCGGGCUUGGAGGACACUGGUAAAUGUAAUUCAUCAAGGGCCUCGACUGAUUUUCUCGACCACUGCGACCUCAUGAUAUAUAUUCACGACGCCAUGAUCUCCAUUUCGUUACUGUUACUCUACCUCCCAAAGCAAAUUUGAUGCGUAGUUUUGUAUGCAUAUAAAAAAGGUUGAAUUAGACCUGUUUUGAUAAUAAAGAGCAUUUUCCAUGA
Molecule: messenger RNA, 675 nt
Organism: Belonocnema kinseyi
Lineage: Eukaryota; Metazoa; Arthropoda; Insecta; Hymenoptera; Cynipidae
Product: chorion class B protein M2807-like
Exons: 2
Coding region: 67-486 (139 amino acids)
Source: RefSeq, a predicted model, not a curated record